CCAAUUGUCAAACGCUAAAAUGUCAUUUUGACUUUAGAAUCUUUAGAUCGAUUGGUUUUCUAAGUCGCAGCUUUUUCUAUUAUAAGAAAAAUGUCUUUAGUAAAAAUAUUUUCUUUGUCCACUCGAGCAAGAGUAUCUGGUGCUAGUGGAGUGCUAGUUCGUCAUGCCAGUUCUGGUCAAGACGGUAAAACUGAAAAAGUAUACCCACCUAAUGUUCCUGGAUUUAAAUAUGUCAAUGCUGAAGACCCGGACAUGAGUUUUAGGGAAAUGUCCAACAGAGCUGCACAGACACUGUUUUGGACUGAAUUAGCGAGAGGUUUUGCUGUUACCUUAGCUCAUAUAUUUAAGGAGCCAGCCACAAUCAAUUAUCCAUUUGAAAAGGGACCUUUAUCACCCAGAUUUAGAGGAGAGCAUGCCCUUCGCCGUUACCCUUCUGGUGAAGAAAGGUGCAUUGCCUGCAAGCUCUGUGAAGCUAUUUGCCCAGCUCAGGCGAUUACUAUCGAGGCAGAAGAGCGUAAAGACGGUUCCCGACGAACUACAAGAUACGACAUUGAUAUGACGAAAUGUAUAUACUGUGGUUUCUGUCAGGAGGCAUGUCCAGUAGACGCUAUCGUUGAAGGACCCAACUUCGAGUUCUCGACGGAAACUCACGAAGAACUCCUCUACAAUAAAGAGAAGUUACUCUCAAACGGUGAUAAAUGGGAGAGUGAAAUUGCUAGCAACAUCAGAGCAGAUCACUUGUACCGUUAGUUCAAAUAUAUUAUUGUAAAUAAGGUUCAAUGCAAAUGCAUUUGAUCCUUGGUUAGGAUUCUUAAAUUAUGUAAAAAAUAAAUUAUCGUUAUCUCA
Molecule: messenger RNA, 846 nt
Organism: Melitaea cinxia (Glanville fritillary)
Lineage: Eukaryota; Metazoa; Arthropoda; Insecta; Lepidoptera; Nymphalidae
Gene: Ndufs8
Product: NADH-ubiquinone oxidoreductase subunit 8-like
Exons: 5
Coding region: 91-750 (219 amino acids)
Biological process (GO): mitochondrial respiratory chain complex I assembly; mitochondrial electron transport, NADH to ubiquinone
Cellular component (GO): membrane
Molecular function (GO): 4 iron, 4 sulfur cluster binding; NADH dehydrogenase activity
Source: RefSeq, a predicted model, not a curated record